Venturia canescens is the source of this 5415-nucleotide messenger RNA. RefSeq names its product gamma-tubulin complex component 6 (gene Grip163). The transcript has 5 exons. Gene Ontology annotation, cellular component: centrosome; equatorial microtubule organizing center; spindle pole. The coding region runs from base 157 to 4944 and encodes 1595 amino acids. Gene Ontology annotation, biological process: microtubule nucleation; spindle assembly; meiotic cell cycle. Gene Ontology annotation, molecular function: gamma-tubulin binding; microtubule minus-end binding. The record is from RefSeq and is a predicted model, not a curated record. Lineage: Eukaryota; Metazoa; Arthropoda; Insecta; Hymenoptera; Ichneumonidae.
AUGGACGGAAACGUCAAGUUGCAAAAGUUAGGUGCUCUUUAGAGAAAUUGUUAUAAAAAUUAAUGAAAUAAAUAGUAAUUUCCUGGUUUCUGAGAAUUAAAAUCUCAUAGUGAAUAUGAUCAUUCAUAUAAUAUAAUUAAGAAACGUAUUCAUUACAUGAUGCAUAAAAAUAACGAAGAAAACGACAGUGUUUAUUGUCUCACGACAGAAUUGUGCAAACGUUUUAUUGAUCAACACAAAUCAGUGGAACAUCCCUAUUUACCGAUAAAAGAUGAUUCUAAUAAAAUUAAAAAAAUUCGGAGGAGAGCUUUCGAGAUAUUGUUGAAGAAGUCAUCCAACGAGUUCGAGAACUACUCACCUCCGGACACGGAUCCUGUAGUAGAACUGUUAAAAUACACCUUCGUUUUAAAAACUGCUCUCAGGCGUUUUUCUGAAGCCGACGAGUUGGAAAAUUGUCUGGACGAAUUAUGUACUGGAAAAGAAAAUUUGAAUGACAACAUAUAUAAUAUUUUACGAUUUCUCAAUGGUCUAAAAUCAUUUGAAACCAAAAAUGAAAAUAUCUUGGAGAUAUUCCAUUAUGGUCGGCCAAACCCACUUCUUCCUCAGCAUAGGGCAAGUUCCAAAGAAGUACCACAGUUUCAAGUAUAUCCGCUCGAAGCAUUCUCUAUACCAGAGCGAUUCGAUGCAAUUUUGGGUAUCGAAACUGGUUUCCAACUACCGGAAAACAAUGGUGAUAAUUAUGAGUGUGUGUCAUUUGGCAAUCGGUUCAAAUCAACGACCACCAUAGGUAUUGAUACUCUGAGUUCAAGGGACGAGCACACAAUCGGAUCGGUGAUUUCAACGCCGAGGUAUACAGUGCGAUUAGUAUCGACCCGUGAAUUUUCCGCGUCGCCAUACUUCAUGCCUCGAAUUGCGGCUGACGAGGAUGAGGAAAACAAGGAAUAUGGUAUGGAUAGUAUGGGAAUAAUUCCUGAACCAGAACCACCCUGGGCGUGUGUCAAGUCUGAUCGAAACAACGAUGAGACGGGCUCCGAAACGUCCGAUGUCCAGUCGUCUAUUGUUGCUUACGAUUGCAAGAACCGAAUUUCCGAAAUGCACAUCGAGAUUUGGAAGGACAUAGAUGAUUUAACAGAAAUUGAGGAACAUCGAACGUGGGAAAUGUUAGGUCGUUGUGAAGUUUCAAAUGAACCGCCUUUUAUUACGGAAACGAAGGAAGUUAUGCUGCAUUUUGAAAGAAUAAAGCAGGCUGGAUACCUGCUUUUGUUACCACCGAAUAUAGUUGGAUCUUUGAAUGUUAUAACUGAAGUUGAAACCGAUGAAUUUAUGGAAAAUAUUAAACUGCUUCUUCUUGGUGUAGAGUCAAGCACUUUCCUCUGGAACGAUAAGAUGGGUUUUCGUAUUGCGAAGAAUGUUACCGUGAAGGGCCUCAGCGUCAAAGCGUUGAAGAGCGCUUGUCAAGAGAUAAUCCAUUGGGGCGAAUGUUACAAAUCGUUGUGCAAGCUCGUCCAACCAGAUCCUCACACAGGCAAAAUGCAACAGGAAGGUUUAAUAUUUCGCGCAAUGUGUAACAGCGUCAAAGAGCUUUUGCUGUAUUAUCAAGCCGUGAUAUUACGAAUAACGGUUGACAACAAAGAUUCGCAAGGAUUGUUGAAAUUGUUAAAAAACGUGAGACCGAUUGGGUACCUUAUAACGGAGGUCGCGAGAUUAUGCCGUUGUAACGAUCGUCAAACUUUGGGCGAAGGACUUGGAAUUUUGUCGCAUAUUUACGAAGAAGUAACACGAAUCACCAGGCCAAAUGUCGCCCUUGUUUUUUAUUCCAUAUUGAAAUCAUGCUGCGAGGUUUAUUUUCGUUUUUUGCAAAAAUGGCUUUUCGAGGGCAUUUGCGAAGACGAAUACGGUGAAUUUAUGAUAAGAAUUCGCCCGCAGUACAUACGUGAAAAAGGGCACGGAUUUUGGACGAAGGCUUAUGCCAUCAACAAAAAUUCCGUGCCAGGCUUUCUCGCCAAUCUUACGGAAUCGAUUCUCCAAUGUGGCAAAACAGUAAGAUUACUUAAGAUUUGUAAUGCGAAAAAUCCCAUAACCGCAAUGUUUGAAAAUUCUCAUCCUACCGUUCGAGUAUGUCUCUCGGUCGGAAUGGUUCGCGAACAAGAAUUACUUUGUCGCGAAUUUAUGAGCCGAGGCGAUGAAUUGUUAGGACGUAACUUUUCAUUUUCCGUUGCUUUUGAGGAACAAAGAAACGCGGAAAAAGAACGAGCCGAUCUCGUUAUAAACGCUCAGCGAGACACAUUGAUGCGAAUAAAACGCGAACGACAAGAAACAAAGUUGGAAGAAGCACGCAACAAACGUGAGUUAUUAGCGCAGCUCAAAGAUCAAGCGGAACAAGUUGCCACUCGCAAAGAACGCGAAAGGGAAGCAGAAUUACUGAAAGAUAAACAGUUUUUAGACGAAUGGAAUGCUGCUGAUGAAAUCGCGAAAAAUUCUCUCAUCAUUGAGAAGAAAAAUACUCUCGAUUAUUACAACGAGUUAGCAGCCGAAGUUGAGAGACGAAAAAUCCGAGCUGAUUGGCGAUCCAGAAGAAUGAAGUUGUUUGAGAAACGUGCAAAUUUUUUUAUUCGUACGAAGAAUGAAACGGAAGAUAUUGAGGAGAACCCUGCCGAGGAAGUUGAAGAACAAGUCGAUAAUUGGCCUGACAAAAAUCUCUCCGGUGAUUCGACUGUUCCAAAAGAAUCUGAGGAUGUCAAUAAAAAUUCCGAAGACAUCCCCGAUUCGGAGGAACCAUCAUCGCCUGAUCCGGUAAUCGAAGAGAUUGAAUCUUGCAAUGAAACGACAGUGAAAAAAAUUCAAUUGGUGCCGAAAAAAUCGGCACGCCCGUGCCAACUGAAUAUAAAAAAAACAUCCCACGACACAACUCCAACAAAAGUAAACAAAAAUCUUGAGGGCAAAAGUAUCAAUGAAAACUUGAAAAAUACGCAGUCGGAACGCCCGAAAGAAUUGCGACUCGGUAUAUGUGAUAAUAUGACGGACUUGCGGAGAAAUAAGCUCAAAGUUUUACAGCAAGAAUACGGAAUGACACCGAACAACAAUGAAUUCAACAUCAUCGUAUUGGAUGCUGAAGGGAACAAAAAUACGAUAAGCAUCGACGCGUCGACGGUGGAGAACGAGAACACGCGGAAAAGUCUCGAAUUGGAAAAAAACAAAAAUCGUAACCGUAAUACCAGGCAUCAAACGGAUUCCUGGGCAGGCGAAGAUACUGCAGAGGAGAGAAUCGAUGAAUUUUUAGGCGAUGAAGAAAAAAAUGACAACGAAAAUGCCAUGAGAAAGAGUGAGACAGAAAAAUUUUCGAAUUCAUCAAAAAACGUCAAAAUCGUCGAACUGAGUGACGCUCAGAAAAACCGAAAAAGAAAUAUGGCACACACGUACCAAGAUUCUUGGCUUGAUCAAAAAAAUGGGAGAGUUAAUUUUGUCGAUGCGACAACGGAUUUGGAGAAAAAUCGUGCCAAAGUCAUGGGUCACGACAAUAGAAAUUAUCGUAAUUACGAAAACGAGGAACAAAAUGCUGGUACCAAUAAUACGGAGGUAUUGACUCCUGCAAGCCAAGGACCCGACUGUGCGAAUGGAAUUACGCCGAUGUCCUGCACAACGGACACGUUUGCAACAUCUACAAGCGACAGUAUGAGCCAGUUACAUAAUUGGGAGGAUUGUUUUAUGGGAGAAGCGAAAAACGCUUCGAUGAUGAACGUCGAAACGCCUUCGAGCGAUUCCGCUUACUUGACUAAUCCUGAGACGCCGAUGCUCAACAACAAUUUCGCUCUCCAGGACAAUAAUUCAUAUUCAAAAUUCUUCGGUCUUGAGGCAGCGGCGACACCAAUGUUCGAGUCUUCGUUGACUGUAGCAGAUGUCGAAAUGAUUGACAAUACUUCGCUUCAAGUUUAUCUUGAAAAGUCGGUCGCAACACCCCUCCGCGUACAGAGUCGUUUGGCAAAUGCCGCGAUCGUUAAAUAUCUCAUAUACGAUUGCAACAUACUCUCACAUUUGCGGAGUCUUCGAAGCUUUUUCUUUCUGCUUAACGGCGAAUUUGCAAAAAGUCUGACUAAUUCGUUGUACACUAGACUCUACGAAAUAGCUGUUCCCCUGGAGCUUUUCAAAACGUCGACGUUAACGAAUUUUUUAGAACAAGCUCUCAACAGUUCGUUGAGUACAACUUACGAAAAUUCGGAGAGGCUCAGCUUGUCCGCCAUCGAUAUUCCCUCGCAACUGCAGGUGUCAAAUCCUGAGUUUCUCAAUUGUAUAUGCCUCAAUUACAAAAUAUCAUGGCCUUUAAAUAUCAUAAUAGACGAGAAAGUAUUGAAACAAUACAGUAGAGUGUUUAAAUUCUUGUUGAUGGUAGGUCGCGUUUUAUACGUGUUGCAAGAAGAUUUUCAUAUUCUCAAAGUCGAGAGAAAGACAACGAUUUCCUCGCAGUAUCACAAACUUCAAUUGUAUCGUCACUCGAUGAUGCAAUUUAUAACGGCGCUACAUACUUACUUAACGUACAGCGUAUUGCACGUUAGCUGGACGGAAUUCGAAAAACAACUUGCAAACGCAACGACCAUCGAUGAAAUUUAUCUGACUCACAUAAAAUAUAUUAAAAACAUACUAUCCCGAUGUAUGCUCACAUCGCGGGACGAAAAAAUGCGCACUUUUCUCUGCAACAUCUUUAGAGUAAUAUUGAAAUUCCACAACCGCGUACGCUCCCAAGACUGGACUUCGGGUUCUCACGUUUAUUCAACAGCAAAUUUCGAUAGGUUGGAAAAUUUGUACACAACUUUUUGCGAGUGUAGAACGUAUUUGGCUCACGUUGCCAAUAAAUUAGCGAGCAGCGGUUACCAACCGCAUUUAACUCACUUCCUCAACGCUCUUAAUAUUAACUCGCUUUACGAUUUAACCAUGGCCAAAAAAGCGUGAAUCGUGAGGCUUUUUUUCGUUAAAUUAUUUACCGUCCGAGUAUUUACAAUAAUUGGACAUCCCCAUGAAACAUAAAUAUAAUAAACUUUAAAAAGCUCUCAGUUUAAUGUAACAUCGAAGGUAGUAAUUCCGAGUGCUCGGUAUUCCAAGCCCGAUGGCAGAGCGAAACAUUCUUCUGCGAUUCUCAAUCAUUUUGUUUCUCAUCAAUAAAUCAAAUAUAUUAAUGUAUUUUCUUUUUACUGUUAACAGUAUUUACAGCAGAGAAUGUUUUGGAUCGUGGUUUAAUAGUUUAUAAAAUAUAGCUUGUAAAAACGUUUGGCUGUCGCGUACGAUCCGAGUUAAGUUAUCACAUUGAGAUAAAUGUCGUACUGUUGGUCGAAGCCGAUGUAACAAUCCGACAUGAGGAAAAACGUCACUUUCGUUCGGCCUGAAAAAGAAAAAAAAACAAGAAAAAUAUAUCGUUGAUCAAUA